CAUCGUGAUUGCCACUCAUCGACUCGUAUAGAACACUAUAGUCGUAUUAUUCAUUAUUAUUAUUAUUACUAUUAUUAUUGCCGAAGUUAUAAUAAGGUAUUUAUCGUUAGUGAAAAAAAAAAUAAAUAAAUAAUAAUAAUAAUUUUCUUUACGGUACUACGCUUGCCAAAACCUAUUAGUAUUUAGUUUUUGUGCGAUAUUUCUGUGUUGUGUCUACAAACAAUAGAAGGCGACGCUAUUUCGUUUUUGUAAUCCAAUCGUUUUUCAAUUAAUAUCURGAAAUAUUUAGAAAUGUCUGACGGGGACGUGAUCAAAGACGGCGUGGAUAAGUUGGAGAUUCACGACGACGACGAGAUUGAUUCCAACUACAAGCCGCCGCCAGAAAAAUCUAUUGAAGAGCUCUUGAAUGCUGACAAAGAAGACGCCAGUUUGCAGAAAUACAAGGAAAAAUUACUGGGUGAUGCUAACAGUGGCAAAAUCAUUUUUGAUGAAAAUAAUCCAAAUAAAGUGAUUGUCAAGAAAUUAGCGUUAUGUGUUACUGACAGACCAGACAUGGAACUUGAUUUGUCCGGAGAUUUAACAAAUUUAAAAAAACAGGUGUUCAUAAUAAAAGAAGGAAUAUCAUAUAAAAUUAGAAUAGAUUUUAUAGUACAACGAGAAAUUGUUCAUGGUCUUAAAUAUGUUCAAAAAACUUAUCGUCUCGGUGUACCAGUUGAUAAAAUGACUCACAUGGUUGGAUCGUAUCCACCAAAGAUGGAAAUACAGAGUUAUACAACACCAGCUGAAGAUGCUCCUAGCGGCAUGAUGGCACGCGGCUCAUACACKGUCCAUUCUUUAUUUACAGAUGAUGACAAAAAGGAACAUUUGAAAUGGGAAUGGGUAUUUGAGAUUAAAAAAGACUGGAAGGACAACUAAUUUACAGGGAAUUUAAAAUUUCAGUUAUAAAUUAAAGAAAAUAAAUUUAUAAUAAUUUAAUUACAUAAACAAUUGC
This is a messenger RNA of Diuraphis noxia (Russian wheat aphid), 991 nucleotides long. It is a transcript of the gene RhoGDI, whose product is annotated as rho GDP-dissociation inhibitor. The record is from RefSeq and is a predicted model, not a curated record. Gene Ontology annotation, molecular function: Rho GDP-dissociation inhibitor activity; protein binding. Gene Ontology annotation, cellular component: membrane; cytoplasm; cytosol. NCBI's taxonomy places the organism in Eukaryota, Metazoa, Arthropoda, Insecta, Hemiptera, Aphididae. Gene Ontology annotation, biological process: Rho protein signal transduction.